AUGGAACGAUUUGAAAGCGAACACGGGACCUUGACGACGCUGGCCUUGUUUCUCGGACCGAUAACAACUUUUCCGGGUAUUCUCUACUUGAUUAUUGAAAGAUUCAUUCUCAGGUUGGACAAUGCGGUUAUGGGUGCCAGUAUCUGGGUGUUUCUCCUUCUCGGAAUGGAAGCCAUCCGAACCUUCAAGUCCAACCCCUACCUGGUCAUUGCCACACAUCACAUCCCGACAUGGAUUACUCCUCUUCUCAUGAUAUUUGUUGUCGCCGUGCUGAUGCCUGGAACGAGCCUUCUGGGGCACCUUUGUGGAGUGACAGUUGGAUACGUUGUUGGUCUGGGAUACAUCAAGUACCUCGCACCCCCCGAGUGGGUGCUCCGUUGGGUCGAGUCGCGAUUCAAUCUGCUGGUCAUCCUACCCCAUUAUGUCAGUGUUGACCAAAAGACGUAUGGACGCUUUGGCGUCUUGCCGUCAAACAGCCGCGCCGGCGGCAGCGUGGCAACAGAGCUUGUGGGAAGUACACAGCGACUAGGU
Messenger RNA from Geosmithia morbida, 531 nucleotides. RefSeq names its product Rhomboid protein 2. Gene Ontology annotation, cellular component: membrane. The transcript is spliced from 4 exons. The record is from RefSeq and is a predicted model, not a curated record. Gene Ontology annotation, molecular function: serine-type endopeptidase activity. Lineage: Eukaryota; Fungi; Ascomycota; Sordariomycetes; Hypocreales; Bionectriaceae. The annotation marks the transcript as partial.